Molecule: messenger RNA, 2719 nt
Organism: Stegodyphus dumicola
Lineage: Eukaryota; Metazoa; Arthropoda; Arachnida; Araneae; Eresidae
Gene: Kap3
Product: kinesin associated protein 3
Biological process (GO): cilium organization; microtubule-based movement
Cellular component (GO): axoneme; kinesin II complex; ciliary transition zone
Molecular function (GO): kinesin binding
Source: RefSeq, a predicted model, not a curated record
UUAAGCUGUUUGAAAUGGCAACAGUAAAUUUGAAAGGGGAAGGAAAAAAAAACUUACAGGCGUCAUUUUUUUAUUUACAUCCUAAUAAUCCUGCACUGUCAGGUGUUUUUCCCACUGCAAUCGAAUUUAUUUUUGUAGAAUCAAAUCAUGCAUCAAAGAAUAUGACAAAAUAUGCCUCUGUUCUGAGAUUUUUUGAUCGAAUAAAAUGCAGCAUCAAGAUGUAGAACAGUAUCUACAAAGAUAUAUAAGAUUUCAGUCAUUAGAUGUUCACCCUACACAAAAUGCACUAAUUGUAAACUAUGAUGUGGAACCUAACAUGCUGGCCCACUUAGGAGACAUGGUGAUGAAAGAUUCUCGAGAAUGUCAAAAACUUGUACGACUAAGAGGACCAUUUGAAACAGACCAAAUUAGAAUUUUAGCUCAAAUUAUUAUAGAUAAAUGUCCAUUAGUGCCACCUUCAAAAGUAACUGAAGUGGAGCAAUUACUUUACUAUCUAUAUACAAGAAGGGAAACUUCAGAAGAAGAGAAUAAUGAAGGUGUAAAUGGAGACUUUGAUGCUUCUGCAUCAGAUGGGAUUCAAGCUUCUGAAGAAGAAACUGCUAGUGUUACUAGUGUAGAUAGUUACAUAGAGCUACUUUAUGAAGAAAUACCAGAAAAAGUUAGAGCUUCUGCAUUGGUCCUUCAACUUGCACGACAGACUGGAAAUUUAAGCAUUCUGCGCAAAAAUGAAAUCCUUCUAGGUGCUUUAGCUAGAGUACUUCGGGAAGAUGGACGUAAAUCUAUUGAACUUAGCACCAAUAUUGUUCAUAUUUUUUGCUGCUUUUCUGUGUUUACUCAGUUUCACCCAGUUAUAGCACAGCAUAAGGUUGGUUCUUUAUGCAUUGAUGUAGUUGACAAUGAGUUAAAAAGGUAUGAUCAGUGGAGUGAAGAAAUUGCAAAAAAGAAAAGUAUAAUAGAUUCUGGAAAAUCAAAUGUUGCCAUAAUAAAUGAUUAUGAGAAAAGUUAUCAGAAGUAUGUCAGCCUAGUGAAGAAACAGGAUCAGCUUCUACGAGUCUGUUUCCUUCUCCUUCUUCACAUAGCUGAAGAUCGUAAAGUGGAAUAUAAGAUGGUGAAUAGAGGAAUAAUAUCUCUGCUUGCUAAAUGUCUGAAUAGAGAAUCUGCAGAUUUGUUAAUCAUUGUUGUUUCCUUUCUACUCAAGCUGUCAGUAUUUAUUGAAAGCAAAGAAGAGAUGGAAUUUAAUAAUAUUGUAGAAAAUGUGGCUCAUCUAGUCCCUCAUGAAAAUUCGGAAUUAUGUGAUGUCGUACUUAGUCUUCUCCUGAAUUUAUCAUUUUCUCUAGACUCUAGAAAUGGAAUGGUGAAAUGUGGCCUACUGCAGAAACUAGUCAACUUGAUAUCUGUGAAAUCCUGUCAAAAGCAGGUCUUUGGAAUACUGUACCACAUCAGCUUUGAUGACAGAUGCAAAUCCUUGUUUACAUAUACUGAUUGCAUUCCAUUAAUCAUGAAAAUGAUUAUUGAACAUCCUGAACGGACAUUGCAUAAAUAUCUCAUUGCACUUGCUGUGAAUCUGGCAAUGAACAAACGUAAUGCUCAGCUAAUGUGUGAAAAUGAUGGACUACGACAUUUAAUAGAACGUGCAUUUAAAUACCAAGACUGCCUAUUACUGAAAAUGAUCAGAAAUAUAUCACAACAUGAUGGACCAACAAAAAUAUUAUUUGUGGAAUUUGCUGAUAUUUUUUGUGAAGCUAUACAUAGGAGUACUGGGAAGAAUGAUGAUUUCAUACUUGAGUGCCUAGGAGUGAUGGGAAAUCUGACUAUACCUGAAUUAGAUUAUGAAAUGUUGUUAUUCCAAUAUGAUUUGCUGGGAUUCAUGAAGAAAAAACUGUCGCAAGAAAAUUGUGAAGAUGAUAUGAUUUUGGAAGUAAUAAUACUAGCUGGGACAUUUGCUGCUGAAGAGGUUUGUGCUUCAACAUUACUUGAAUCAGGAAUUAUUAAACAUGUCAUAGAACAUCUAAAUGCAAAACAAGAAGAUGAUGAAAUAGUUUUGCAUAUUGUGUAUUUAUUUUACCAGCUGAUAUAUCAUCGAACAACUAGAGAUGUCAUAAUAAAAGAAACUCAAAUACCUGGGUACCUUUUAGAUUUGAUGCACGACAAAAAUACAGAAAUCAGAAAACUUUGUGAUAGGAGUUUAGAAAUUAUUUCUGAAUAUAAUGAAGAAUGGGCAAAAAAAAUUCAGGUUGAAAAAUUCCGUUGGCAUAACUGCCAGUGGCUUGAAAUGAUUGAAUCUCAGCAAAUGGAUGAUGCAGACUUUUUUGGAGAAGAUUCCUAUACUCCUAGAAUUCAAGAUUUCCUUAAUCCUUCUGAUUUACUUUAUGGAAGUGGAGCUUAUGAAAGUCUACUGAGUGAUGAAAGCCUGUCACCUGAUGUCUUAGAAGACUUGCCUUCUACAGUGUCUGUUGAAAACACAUCUUGCCGUCCAAAGUCUCGUUACAAGAACAGGUUAGUUGGAGCUGAAUAGCAACUGUCUUCAUAAGCUACCUGUUUUUCAUGUGUUGUCAGCAAUGCAUAUCUAUUUCAGUCUUCAGCAUUGGAAAGUAGGACCUAUUAAAAUAUAAUGAUUUUUUUGUACAUUGAUUUUACAUCAUAUUUAUUUAUGCAGCUUUUUUACAAUUAUAUUGUUAAAUUAUAUUUAUUUAUUGAUGUGCAAUAAAGAUUGUUAAAA